Penicillium oxalicum is the source of this 5304-nucleotide messenger RNA. It is a transcript of the gene csmB, whose product is annotated as putative chitin synthase. The coding region runs from base 1 to 5304 and encodes 1767 amino acids. Gene Ontology annotation, molecular function: cytoskeletal motor activity; chitin synthase activity; ATP binding. The transcript is spliced from 4 exons. The record is from RefSeq and is a predicted model, not a curated record. NCBI's taxonomy places the organism in Eukaryota, Fungi, Ascomycota, Eurotiomycetes, Eurotiales, Aspergillaceae. Gene Ontology annotation, cellular component: cell periphery; myosin complex; cell septum.
AUGUCGAAUCGCUACUCGGUCUACUCGACCCAGUCUGGGCUCGCAGGCCCUCGUCCAGCGUCCCAGUUUCCCGCCCAAGUCUCAACCACCACAUUACUCAAUGCCCUUCACUCAUUCUACACAGCUGGCCAGCCUUAUCAGUUAGACUCCGGUACUAGCUUGGUUGUAAACACCUGGGUCACUGCUGCCACCACCCUACCUGAUGGCCGGAACGCAGCUACAAUAGAUCGCGAUCUGGCCGUGCGGGCCUGGGAGCACGCCAGAAGGCGAGCCGAAGAUGGUUGCAUCGUUCUAGGCUCCCUUCAUCAGUCGACUCCCUCGCUUCUCGAGCCGUUUAUGACUGCGCUGCCGGUUUCCACACCCCAAAUAGCCUUCGCAUCUCUGGCAGCACUACGUCCAUUCCUCUCUGCAGUGACGGCAUUCAAUCCAUCCUAUUCUCUUUAUUCGGCCUUCUCUGCCUCCUACACCCUGACUCUGCAAGGCACAGUUGUUGGUCUAUCGCUGGCCCUUUCCACAUCUGGCAUCAAUGUGCGCAAGGGUCUCCUUCAGAUCCCUGCAGAGGCUGGCUACCGUGCUUUUGAUGUCUUUUACUAUCUCCUCACCUCAGCGUCUACACCGGCCGAAAGAGAGUUCCUUGAUCUUAAGGAUUUGUCUCAAUAUACCAUCCUUAACCGAUCGGGGACCUAUGAACCUCCCUCAUACCUCCCCACCGCCGAUGAUGCGGCGGCAGCUGAGGAUUUGCGUGCGAAUUUGAAAGCAAUUGGGAUCAAGGGAGCAGCUUUGCGAGGGCUGAUGUCUGUUCUUGCUGGCCUUCUCAAGCUUGGAAACGCUGCUGGGCUUAUGGUUGACCAAGAGGAGUUGGAGGAGGUAUGUGAGGAUGUCGGAGGUCUUCUUGGUCUGGAUCCCGAGGUCCUUUUGCAGAAAUGUUCUACCGACGAGCGUGAGGUUAUGAUUGUUGGCGUCUACGAGGCGCUGGUGGAUUGGGUCAUCGGCAAGGCCAAUGAAGCAAUCGCAUCCGAGAUACAGAAUGCCCUAGACAAUGAUUCCAGUACUGGGGGUGCUGGCAUUACCCAUCAUUCCAACGAAGAUACUGUCGCCCUGACGAUUGUCGAUAUUCCUCGUCCAACUCUGGGUAAAGCCAUUGCAAUGCGAGGUGUUUUCGACGACAGUCUCGGUCUCAACGCUGAAAUGAAGGAGGAUGGAAUCGCUCUCCCAGCAGUCGGCCAGUCCGUGAUCAGUGAGAUGAACAGCGCAGUGGCCCAGGUCGAGCCUGACUUGGGCAUAAUGACGGGUGCUGCUGGCCGUGAUCGCGAGCGUGAGAUGGAUGUGCGUCAAGGUGUCCUCGAGAAAGUAGGAUUAGAAGCCGAGACCGACUCAUUCUUGCGCCAACUGCUAUUCCCCGUCGAGACCGAAGGCGUGUCUCUCAACAAAAGGGGACGUUUUGAUCUCGCCACCACACUGGGUAGCAGUCGUGUCUGGUAUCACCUCUCCAUACACCCUACAGACGACCUACCUGACCAACUCACAUCCAAUACCACUGCUUGGUCUGCAGGCGCCGUUUCACGUCAACUGAGAGACUGGCGCUUGCCUGAAUGGGCGAACCGGCGUUUGAAACAACUCGAUUUCACCGCUGAUUUUGAUGUGGAAGAAUUCGUGGCGCGUUACUCCCGCCUUGGGUGCACUGAAGGCCAGGACGGUGUCGAAAGUUGGAUCCUCGAAAGAGGCUGGAGCAAUGGCGAUGCCUUUGUCGGCCAACAGCGAAUUUGGGUGAGGGAAGGUGCAUGGUGGGAAGCAGAGUCCAUGCUCGAUCUCAAGCCAGACCCAAUGACUUCCAAUCCCUUUGAAUAUGGGGCCGCCAUGUAUGAGCCUGGCUACACCCCCGACGUCAACCCGGCCCCCGAGAAUGCGAUGCUGCUUGGCGGUGAUAUGAUUAUGCACAAUCCUGGAAGUGUUAUCACUCCCAGUGUCAUGGCAGGGGCAAAGUCAAUUGCCCCUACCGGUAUCACACAGACGGGUGGGGGUGACUAUGGCCUUGGUCACAAAGGUGAUGACAACAAAGGCGACAUCGCCUAUUAUGAUGAUUAUGGCCGCUAUAUUGGUGAUCUUGACCCCGAAUUCGGAGACCCAAAGCAUAUUGAGAAGAAAACCAUCUCUGUUGGUCGCAGAGUCUGGGCCGGACUUGUUUGGGCCCUCACGUUCUGGAUCCCGUCCUUCGUUCUUCGAUACGUCGGACGUAUGAAACGUCCAGACGUGCGUUUCGCGUGGCGCGAGAAAGUCGUUCUCGUCGCCAUGAUUUUGCUGUUCAACGCGAUUGUCUGUUUCUACAUCAUUGCUUUCGGUGAUCUCUUAUGUCCCAACAAGAACAAGGUUUGGAACGACCAGGAGGUCGGCAGCCAUACCCAAGACAACAACUUCUUCGUCAGCAUUCACGGCCGCGUUUAUGAUAUCUCCAAUUUUUGGAAAAUACAACACAGUGACACGAAUACCGAGACCACAACCAGCAACAUGAAGCCAUUCGCGGGCUUGAAUCUCGAUGCUUACUUUCCACCCCCGCUUACUGAAUACUGUAAUAACUUUGUCAAUGCUGAGAACAACAACCAGUAUAUUCAGUUGACCUACAACGACUCCAACGCGAUUGUGGAUUCCACCGCCAACCAUGCUUGUGGUCCACGAGUCGCCACGGAUCCAACCUCCAAACUUGCCGAUAUCUCCUGGUAUGGUGACACGUUUUUGCCAAAGAUCGCCGAAUAUUACAAGGGCGAGUUGGUCUGGACCAAGGGUACCAUGAACAAACAGGCCAACGAGGACGCUCGAUAUUGGGUCAGCGUCAAUGAGAAGAUCUACGACCUCACAGAUUACUUUCACACUGUCAAGACAAUGAACAAGCUCGCCACUUAUGACUUCUUGCCGAGUGCUGUGACCGACCUGUUCAAGAACUAUCCGGGUCAAGAUGUCACAGACAAAUGGCUCGACACUGCAGAUUUCCGCAAGGCACAGAGAUGCCUUGACUUUGUUUUUUACAAGGGCAAGGUUGACUUCCGGGAUAGUCCCAAAUGUACCGUGAACAACUGGAUCCUAUUGUCUUUCGCCAUCCUCAUCUGUGCGGUGAUUCUUGUCAAGUUCUUGGCUGCGCUGCAGUUGGGCUCCAAACGUCGACCAGCACCACAAGACAAAUUCGUCAUUUGCUUGGUGCCCGCGUAUACAGAGGGCGAGGACUCCUUACGACAAGGUCUCGAUUCCCUGACGGCUCUUCAAUAUGAUAAUAAGCGAAAGUUGAUUUUUGUCAUCUGUGAUGGAAUGAUUGUGGGUGGUGGUAACGACCGUCCAACCCCCAAGAUUGUCCUAGAUAUUCUUGGAGUGGACCCAAAAAUCGAUCCUCCGGCACUUCCAUUCCUCUCAAUUGGUCAAGGGAGCGAGCAGCUGAAUUACGCGAAAGUAUACUCUGGGCUCUACGAGUAUGAGGGCAAUGUGGUCCCGUAUAUCGUCGUUGUCAAGGUUGGCAAGGAGUCUGAGCAACGCAAGUCCAAACCUGGCAACCGUGGCAAGCGAGACUCCCAAGUCCUUCUCAUGCGAUUCUUGAACCGUGUCCACCAUCGCGCUCCGAUGUCGCCCAUGGAGCUGGAAAUAUUCCACCAGAUUAACAAUAUCAUUGGCGUGGACCCUGAACUCUACGAAUACUGUCUUAUGGUGGAUGCCGAUACCAGUGUCAAGGAAGACUCGUUGAAUCGCCUGGUUGCUGCGUGCGCGGCUGACGCAAAGAUUGCGGGCAUUUGUGGCGAGACCAGUCUUCAAAAUGAAGAGCGCAGUUGGUGGACAAUGAUCCAGGUUUAUGAGUAUUAUAUCUCCCAUCAUCUGGCUAAGGCUUUUGAAUCGCUGUUCGGUAGCGUGACUUGUCUUCCCGGCUGUUUCUCCAUGUAUCGCCUACGAACUGCUGACAAGGGUCGCCCUCUUAUCAUUGCCGAUAAAUUGAUCGAAGAAUACGCCGAUAUCGAUGUUGACACGCUGCACAAGAAGAAUCUCCUCUCACUCGGAGAGGACCGUUUCCUGACAACACUGAUGACCAAACAUUUCCCAACCAUGCGCUACAAGUUCAUUCCUGAUGCAUUUGCGAGUACAGCGGCUCCCGAAACGUGGAGCGUCCUCAUGUCCCAGCGUCGUCGUUGGAUCAAUUCCACUAUCCACAAUCUUGUCGAGUUGGCUGCUCUUAAAGAUUUGUGCGGCUUCUGCUGUUUCAGUAUGCGAUUUGUCGUGCUGGUGGAUCUGCUGGGAACUAUCAUUCUUCCUGCGACGUGUGUUUACUUGGGUUAUCUCGUCUAUCGAGUCGCCAGUGGCACGGGUCCUUUCCCCGUCAUCUCGAUCGUUAUGUUGGCGGGUGUUUACGGUCUUCAGGCGAUCAUCUUCAUCGUCAAACGUCAAUGGCAGCACAUUGGAUGGAUGCUUAUCUACCUCGUGGCCUUCCCAAUCUACAGUUUUGUUCUACCUCUGUACUCUUUCUGGAGGCAAGAUGACUUCACUUGGGGUAACACCCGUGUGGUUAUCGGUGAGCAAGGUGACAAGAGAGUCAUCGCGGUGGAAGAUGAAGGCUUUGACCCUCGCAGUAUUCCUCUGCAGCGGUGGGAUGACUACGCAUUGGCCAACAACCUCCCCGGCCGUCGUGGCGAGGUCGGGCUGAACCAGGAAAAGGCUUACUACAGUGGCCGUUAUAUGGAUGAGCAAGCCAUGGAGAUGGACGACAUGCAUUCGCAAUAUUCAUCGGUAAAACCUGCGUCGACUAUUCUGACCGGCUUCCCGGGCCAAGGUCGCCACGCGGGCCCAUACAUGCCUCCUCAGUCGCCAGCUCCUUUUGCAGGCGCAAACGUGGCCGGGAAUCGCAAUUCGCAGAUGACCAGCAUGUCACGCUUGACAGACUAUCCUCAAGCGAGCAGUCAUUCCGCAACUGCCUCCCGCCAUAUGUCUGUUGGAAACUUGAGCGCAUAUCAGGAUAAUCCCGCCCUUUCAUCUCGACACAGCCUUGGCUUGAUGCAGAGUAGCGAGAAUCUUCUCGCUGCCUCCCGCUCACGUAGUCCACUCAGCCAGUUCCCUUCUCGUCCGGCCAGCACUGCCUUUGAUUUCCGUGCUGGUAGUGGACCCGAUGAGAUUGCCAUCACCGAGGCGAUCCGCCAUUGUCUGUCUGAAGUCGAUCUCGACACCGUUACCAAGAAGCAAGUGCGUGUUCUUGUUGAACAGCGUCUGCAGACCUCUCUUUCUGGCGAGAAACGAGCCUUUGUGGAUCGUCAGAUCGACCACGAGCUUGCCAACAUGUAA